Molecule: messenger RNA, 2667 nt
Organism: Danaus plexippus (monarch butterfly)
Lineage: Eukaryota; Metazoa; Arthropoda; Insecta; Lepidoptera; Nymphalidae
Exons: 12
Coding region: 77-2626 (849 amino acids)
Biological process (GO): DNA damage checkpoint signaling; DNA repair
Source: RefSeq, a predicted model, not a curated record
CAAACUUCAAAGUGGUUUGAUUGUGAACGUAGAAAAUAUUAAAUUGACUAUUACUUGCUGUAAUAAAAUUAAUAAAAUGUCCAAACGUUAUAUACCUCAACAGAAUGGAAUUCGUAAAAAAGCAAAACUUGAUAUUACUGUUUCGGAUCAUAACUUUCCUCUGAGUCAAAACACAGCACCAGCCACAGAAAUUAACGAAAGUGAUAUUUGGGACGACGAAAUAGAUGACGAAGUGGUAUUACUUGCUAGUCAAGCUUAUGAAAAAGCUAUAAGUGGGCAAAACAAUAAUGAAUUACCAAAUUAUAGUGUCUGUAUGAACCCACCAUCAACAAGUACACAAAUACAUCCAAAACCAAGUGCAGCACCAGGUUAUUUACAGAAUAAAGUUCCCAAUUCAAAAGUUACACCUGCCCAAUUAAAUGAUAAUUGCGAAAGAAAUUCACCUGUACAAAGUUUGUCCAAUAAAUAUAUAAAUAACAAUAAUCUAAGUGAAAAUGUAAUUUCCGAUGAUUUCUGUAGUGAGCUACCAAAUUACAGUUUAUGUAUGGAUCCAUCGUCAACAAGUACACAAAAACAGAUAGAGCCGAGCACAUCUCGAAAUUGCUUUCAAUUUAAAAAACCAACCUCUAAUCAAGUGUUCAACUCAGUCUCUACAAAGUUAAAUGAUAAAUGUGAAAAAAUAUCAUCUCCAUUGAGAGCCAUGUCUAAAGUGUGCAAGACUGAUAAUGUGAAUACAAGUGAAGACCUAAUUUUCAACAACGUGAUAUGCAAAGGGCAAGACUCCGAUCAGGUUUACCGACAACUCCUGCAGUUAAAGGAAGAAAAUGAAAAAUUGAAAUUGGAGAAUGGCAAGUUGCUCGAGAAAUGUGUCACCAAAGAAGGUGAGGCAUCAAUAUUAAGAACUCAAUUGAAAACGUGCCAGAUAGCUGUAGACAACGCUAGGAUGGAGAAAAUUAAAGCACAAGAAAAAGUGCAAAUGGAUUGGUCCGAGAAAUUAAGUGCAGCAAACAAACAACUUGGGGAGCUACGAACACAGUUAGACUUUAAGAAUCUAGAAAUAAUAAGUGCAAAGGAGAAAUGUAAACUUUUAGAAUCUAAUAAAGUGAGGCUCACACAAGUCAAAGCUGGAAGUGAAAUGAUGAGUCAAAGCUACAACAAUAACAGAAGCGGAGUGAUUAAAACACAGUCGAGGAGAGUCAAGAAAAUAUCAAGCGCCGUCCAGACAGAUGACAGGACACAUUUCCUUAAGCUCAACAUCAGCUACACUAAAGAAUACUCAAAACUAUCAGACAUGCUGCCACAUGUCAUGGAUGAUUCAUGCAAACAGUUUUCAAUAUUAGAGUACAACGAGAAGCUGAUGCAGCAGGAUCCAUCGGACAAAUGUCGCAUCUACACAACAUUCCACAGACUACCGAUCACAUCACAGGUUAAAAAAACCAGGAAAAUGUUCAAGUUGAACUGUCUGUAUGAAGAUCUAAGCCACAUAUCGACAUCACAGGAACCGGAUUUAAAGAAAUGUCUCCAUGUUAUGAGAAUGGCCAGAGAUGUAUUACAAGAAGUUCAUCAGGAUUUGGAGACGAUCCAAGAAAGGAUCACGACAGCCUUCAUCAAGGAUAUGGACGAGGUGUACAUGGAGACUACGGGGACCGUCAUAACCGUCACGCACAAGGAGCUUUUGUGUGGCAAGUCUCUUUACAAGGAGGAGCAAGGUGUUCAAGCGAGGCGGCUCACAGCCGUUCUAGUAUACAUUUUAAAGGAUGCCAAAUACAAAGAAGUUAAGAAUUCAAUGUUGCAGGAUGAUAGGACGGUCGAACAGAUAUUUAUUGAGUUAAUCAACAAAAUAUGUGUGGCUCUGGACCGCACGUCAACGUCAACUCUAUACAGCGGAUUGCUGCUAUCAAUGACGUUUCUACUUCAAGCAUUUGUGGGAAGAGACACACACAAGAUGGACGUAGUCAAGAAUAUAAUACUGUGCCGGCCGAUGGGCUUCGUUAUAUGCGAGAUAAUAAAACAAAUUGGAUCUCAUCACAGACAAGACAUUUAUGACAUGUGCGACGGAAACGGCGGAAAUCUGAAAUUAGACCACGAGCAGGGCGUGCUUUUAUACAGAAGAGAUUCCUGUGCAUUGCGGGUGGUACUAGAACAAAUGGAGGUAGCACUCAGAUGUAUAGAGAGACAAUGUUUAGUGACCCAGGCCGUGGAGUGCGGCAGGGGUGUACUGAGGCUGUACAGCACAAUGAACAGCUGUGACGGACAACAAGAUAAACGGUCGAGAUGUGAAUGCAGGAGCGUUCUGAUGCGAGUCAUGGUGUACACAUUGAAGAUAUGCGCGCAAAUGUGGACCGACAGAAGCAAUACCACAGAUGUUGAAUCUCUCCGAGCGGUCUGUCAGUAUGGCGUACAAGUAUUGUACUUAGUAGUGAGUGUUGACACGGACUGCUUGACUAAACAUGAAGGACCCCUAAUACAGAUGUGUCACAUGAUAAAAUUACACUGUGAAGAAAUGUACUCCAAUAUGAUAUCUGAAAUAAUAAGUGCAUUGCAAUCAGCGAGCGACGAAACUCCUCAGAGCUACAACAAGCAGGCUUGGAUCCACAGCUUUCAGACAUUCGCUAUCAACGAAUGAUUUACAUUUGUAUAUAUUAUGUAAUAUAAUACUUGAUUGCA